AUGAAACAAUACAUUUUGGAUUCAAUUGGUGGACAUCUCGUGGUAUCGACAGCACCGGUAGUAUUGACUACAACACCGAUAUACAUAGACAUUAACAAAGUAAAAGUCACGUCACAUGUGUUGAACUGUUUGGCAAAACUCAAGAAUAUUCAUAGCAUUAGACUCACUGGUGAUGAGGAAUACCUACGAAUGGAUGUCAAGAAUGUGGUGGAAAUGUGUCAUAAAAUUAAUAUGUCGAGGAAUAGGACAACGAGAACGCGGUUAAGAAGCGAUACAACUCUGUGUCAAGUCUUCGGCGGCAAAGACUCUUUGGACCGAUUCGGUGACGAUUUGUGUGAAGUCUUAUUGUCUUUCCUAUCACUCGAAGACCGGUUCCGAUGUGAAUGUGUGUCCAAACAGUGGCAGAGAGUCGUAUACGAGACACAAACGGAUCUCAUAAUUAGUGGCUGCGAUAUAGACCCGAUUCCAGCGAAUAUAAGUCACAAGAGGUUUGAAUUGAUACUCAAAAAGUGUGCAAACAUUACACGCAUUGAAUGCACGGCUUAUGGCUAUGUGUUGACCGACUCUAUGGUGAACUCAAUUGUCAAACACUGCCGUCAUUUGAAUGCAUUUCUGAUGGACUGCUGCACGAGUGUCGACCGCAAGACUAUCGACACGUUGUUCGCGAAGUUUGCAAAACAAUUGAAGACAAUUCGUGUCAUCGAUUACACCGAAAGCGAGACAAUUUGGAAGUCAUUUGUAAGACAUGUGAAGUUUUGCGCGAAUUUGCAUGAAUUGGAUGAUUACCGAAGUCGAAAGAAUAUUCCUAAUGUGGUAUACAUGCGGAUCUUGACCAACAAAAUCACGGCAAAUGUGUUGAAUAGUGUGUCGAAACUCAAGAAUAUUCGUUACGUCGAACUCGACGGCAAUUCCACGUACAGACAAAAGGCUGUCCAGAAUCUCGCGAACAAAUGUCCCAAAUAUCGGUUGAGUACUAUCAUAACGAGUCGAUUGAACCCAAUUGGCGUCAACUGUAAGAAACUCAAGAGACUGGCGCUCAUCGUAGACAUGGAUUCUGGCGGCGAUUAUUGCCUAUUAUUGCAAACAAUUAAUGAAAACUUCAAUCAAUUAAAGCGAUUGGAAGUGAAGAACAUAAGUGACGGAACUUUUCAAUUAACGAGUGAAUCCCUAAACCUUUGCAAUAGAUUAACGCAUUUAACACUGGGUUCCUGGUAUUACACCUGUAGUUUUGUGGACAAUAAGUUCUUUGAGAAUAUCGAUCAGAAUAUUCCUAAUGUGGUAUACAUGCAUAUAAUUACCACAGAAAUCACCGAAAAUGUGUUGAAUAGUAUGUCGAAACUCAAUAAUAUUCGCUCCGUUGAGCUCAGGGGUGAUCGCACUUACAGUCAAAAGGCUGUCCACAAUCUCCCAACAAAUGCGAACAAAUGUCCCAAAAUCUCUAGACUUUGCGUUAAUGGAGGUCUGGUUUUGUGA
Messenger RNA from Oppiella nova, 1473 nucleotides. NCBI's taxonomy places the organism in Eukaryota, Metazoa, Arthropoda, Arachnida, Sarcoptiformes, Oppiidae. The record is from the annotation of a GenBank genome assembly.